Diabrotica balteata is the source of this 1506-nucleotide messenger RNA. Lineage: Eukaryota; Metazoa; Arthropoda; Insecta; Coleoptera; Chrysomelidae. The record is from the annotation of a GenBank genome assembly.
AUGGCUAUAGUUGAAACUAAAUAUAAGUGUUCAAACGCUCAACAUCCCAAAGCAUUAAAUGCUGCUUUCUACUUGUACGCUGAUAAUGCCAAAAUCAGAGUCCGCAAAACAUUUUUUAUUAAUACGUUGGGGAUAACAAGUAAAAUGAUUCGCACAGUAAGAUAUAAGACUAACAAUUGCAAUUCUGUUGAAGAAGCUGGAAGAGGCAAAAAUAAUAGUCAUAGACGCGUGGAUGAUAAUCUGAAAGAAGAUAUCAUUAGAUUUAUCAAUCUAAUACCACGAAUUGAAACGCAUUAUUUAAGAGCGUCAACCUCAAGAGAGUUUAUAAGUGGACCGAAAAGUAUUACUGACUUGUUUAGAGACUUUCAAGAAAAACAGAAGAAAUUCUCCCGAGAUCCUGGAAAGUUUGAUUUGUUUUAUGAGAUUUUUACUACCCAUUUUAAUUUGGGUGUUUUUCAACCCAAGAAAGAUCAAUGCCAUCUUUGUUUAAAACUCUAUGUUGAUAGUUUAAGAGAGAAAAAUGUUGACAAAAUUCCAAGCCAAUCGCUUUAUGAAAAAGUGUUGAGACGUGAUUUAAAUCUUAGGUUUAAACCUCCACAAAAAGAUAGCAGUCAAACAUUGAACAUUGAAAUAAAGGCAGCGGAGGAAAACAAAGAUGAAGCAACGUUAAAAGCUAAGAAACUAAACCAGGAACUACACCACAGAAAAGUACAGUUAGCCCACUCACAACUAAAUCAAGACGUGAAUAUUGAUUUACCAGAAUAUGUAACAUUUGAAAAUGCUGUGCCCGGAACAUCUUCGGAAUUCCCACGUGGUUCUAUAGCAACUUCAAACACGAAAGUUGAAUAUAAAUGGAACGAAAAUGAUUCUAAAUUAUUAUUAGAUUUGUAUUUAAAAUUGAAAUCUAAAGUAGGAACGUUGGAAAUAAAAAAUGCAAAAGUACUGUGGCUGAGAAUAGCUGGAGAAUUAAAUAGUGUUGGCAUACCAGCAACUCCCAAAAAUUGCUUAAAUCGGUGGAGGUUGCUGGAAAGAAACUAUAAGAAAUUUGUUGACAAUCAAAAUAAAACGGCUAGAGGGCGUAAAUAUUUUGAGUACGAGAAGGAGAUGGAUCAGAUUUUUGGAAACAAAAAAAACGUUAACCCCGAAAUAUUGUUAAGUAGUGAUACUUACCAUAUAAUAGAGGAAAAGAAACAGGAUGUAGAUGAGGAUGUAUGUCAGAAUACUGAACAUAUUGAAGAAAUUCCAUGUACACAAACACCUAAAACGCCUAUCAAAAGGCUUCGAAAUAAAAACUCCGAAUUACAAAAAAUGAGAAUGGACAGAGCAAAUUAUUACCAAGAAAGACUGGUGAUCGAGAGGGAAAAGUUAGAACAACUUAAAAGAAGAAAUGACGACAUUGAGAGGAGAACAAAGAUCAAGGAAGAAAAGAACAUGCUAAUUGAAGCACAAAAUAAGCUCCUUGAAGAAAAAAAAAAUAUUUUAAAGCAAGCAGCAAAAGUUCCAUAA